Messenger RNA from Dinoponera quadriceps, 11699 nucleotides. RefSeq lists its product as uncharacterized. Gene Ontology annotation, cellular component: nucleus. The record is from RefSeq and is a predicted model, not a curated record. Lineage: Eukaryota; Metazoa; Arthropoda; Insecta; Hymenoptera; Formicidae. Gene Ontology annotation, molecular function: zinc ion binding. The transcript is spliced from 10 exons. The coding region runs from base 1111 to 8145 and encodes 2344 amino acids.
GCGCGCGGUACGCGCGCGCCGUGCCGGCGAUAAUGCGAGCGUUUCCAAAAAAAAACGCGCGCGUCAGACAGCGCGCGGCAGCAGCCGGUCGAGGAGCGGCGGCGGCGGCGGCGGAUCGUGCGCUCGGACGCGUCGCCGUGAUACGCGUUCUCGGCGACAACGGAGCGGCCGGAUGGCAUCGUGUCUCAUCGCCGGCGUCGAAACAAGUGUCUGUAUACAAGAUGGCGACGCCCGGGGCUCUCACUGUCGCGGAGAUCGCCAGGAAGUAGCGACGGCGGCGUGCGGCGUUGCGCUGCGACGGGCGCGUCAAGUGUGAGGUACGAAGAGGCGCGGAGGAGGAGGAGGCCGACGUGCGCGCUUCUGCGACGGCGACGACCUGACGUCCAGCCAACCAACCCGACCAACCGACCGGUGCGGCGGUGUAGUGCGCUGCGCUGCGGCGCGGUGCAGUGUGUGUGUGCGCGCGUGUCCGGGUAGAGCGACAUCGAGCAGCGAGUAUCGCAACGGCGGCGUCGUCGUCUCCUCAAAGGAUGUGGCCCGAAAGACGAAGGAGAAGACAGGCGGCCCGCUGAGCCUCUUCCUUCUUAGCCCCGCGGGUGGUUGGCUAGCUGGCGCGCCUGACGGGCACGCAGGUAGGCGACCAAGUGGCUUCUCGGGAUCGGGGGAGAGGGUAGUAGUCGGACACUGGGCAACGUUGUCGCAGCGGAAGGAACUCGCACGUCCCGGACGGCCGUUCAUUCGGCGUGUACGCCGCGGCUGCUUCGGCGUCCAUCAUAGUUCUCGCCCGUCCGGGUGAGGUGUGCGGUCGUCUUCUCUCUUUCGCCUCCUCGUGAGUGCGUAACGAGGCUAGGAAACGAGGUGCCUCAACACGUUGUGCGUCGUCCUAUAGAGACUUAACGUCGACGCUGCUACGGGAACGAAGGACAGAGAAGGACGCGCGUGAACUUCUUCGGGAGGGAGCGAGCGAGCGAGAAAGAGAGAGAGAGAGAGAGGAGAGAAAGAGAGAGAGAGAGAGAGAAAGAGUGUGUGUGUGUGAGAGAGUCGCGUCGUAACGGCGCUGACGAUAUCGGCAACGCGACAACGACGACGGAGACGAAGACGGCGGCGACGAUGACGACGAUAGAGUCGAAAGUGAGGUACGACGAGCUUUGUCGCCUGUGCGCGUCCUACAAUGCCGUCAAGGUGGACAUAUUCGGCCCGGAUGGCAAGGACCGACAACUCGUCGACAAGAUUUUGGUCUGCCUCCAGUUCAAGAUAUCGGAAGACGAUGGUUUGCCGAAAUCUCUAUGCACUAGAUGCGUGUAUAAUUUGGAGAAUUUUUACGAUUUUAGAACUGCAUGCAUCAAUGCAGUUGCUUUGUUAGAGAGAUGCCAGCCAUCGAGAGAUGCGGCGAACAAUGACGGUGCAGAUAAUGCCGCGCAAUGCGACGAAGUGCAUGCGGAGUUUCUCAAGGAGAAGAAAAACACACCGGUGCUUAUCCCGGAGGCGCCUAUAGUCAAUCCUAAUGCGGCGUUAGGCACACCACCGAGAUUGAAUUCCGACGGCGAAGCGGAUCCGGAGGUCGAAGAGAUCCUCGACACGAGCGAGGGCACCGAUGAAGCGACAGUGGUCGAUGACUCGGAGGAUCGAAGAUCGGAAUACGAAUAUGAGAUGGACAUGGAGACGAAUCCCAGCGACUUCUUGGAGAUGACACCGAUGGUAACCGAGGAUAACGAGGAGUGCGACGCGAAAAACAUCGUCGCGACGACUCCCCAGGACAACAAUGCCGCGGUUUUUCAGCACACGUCGCAGCAGCACGAGGUGUAUGUUUGUUCUUUAUGCAACAAAGCGUUCAGUUCCAAAGGUCACUUGUCUCUUCACGCGAGGAUUCACGUGGGUGAGGGCGAUGUGAUCGGGGAGAAAGUUAUCACCGACGAUCACACGUCGUUCAAGCGGCCGUACCAAUGUGAUCUCUGCCAUAAAUCGUAUUCCACCGCGAAGCACCGAUGGGGACACGUUUCUACGUCGCACAGAGGACAUCCUGCCGUGACGUGCAGAUACUGUUCGAGGAUAUAUUCGACGCGAAUAAAUCUCGAGGAGCAUGUGAAGUCGCGGCACGCUGGUCUACCGGCACCGCCCCCGAACCUGCCGGUUUCGUUCUUCCGCUCGGAUGCGCGCCAUCAGUGCAAAACAUGUCCAAAGGUGUUCGUCGACCAAGCGGACUUCAACGCGCACAGCCAGAUCUGCACGGAGGAGCAGCAGCGUAUGGCUUUGCUGGAGAAGAUCGAGCCAUUACAGAGCAACAAGAGCCUGGCCGACACGUCCGACAUCUCCAGCAUAGACACGGACGACGAGAACAAAGACUACAGGAACGCCGAGGCUAAGUUGGCGAAGAAUCCGCAGCUGACUAUACUGAAGCAAGCGUUGACCAAAGGAGAGAGCCUGAAACGGGACUACGACGACAGCUCGACGCCCGAUUGCAAGCCGAGAAAAAUCGCUAAGAUAGACAACUGCGAGGCGAAUCCUCCGAAGAGAUGGUACUGCGAAGCGUGUCCGCAGAGUUUCACGUCGGUGGACAGCUUAAAGGAGCAUGAGAUCACGCACGAGGCCGAGAAACCGUUUAUUUGCAUACUGUGUCAGAAGGAUUUCGUGCUGAAGUCCUCAUUGAGCAGGCAUAUCGUGACGAUACACGGUGUCGAUCCCACGCCUAUCGUUGAUAGUGAUAAAUGCCUGAAGAGGGCCGUGAUGCCUCCGAGUUGGAACGAUCAAAUGGACGUCAGUGUUUACGAGCAAGACGAGAUGAAGGAAUCGCGAGAGUUCUCGUCGUCACCGGAGGAAAAUCUGGAGAACGACGAGAAGGAUUCCAAGAACAAUCACGAGAACAUGAUAGAAAUAGAAACGGUGUUUGUAUGCGAAAUUUGCACGAGAGAUUUCAACGAUCGCGCGUCGUUGUGGCUGCACAUACGGGCGACGCACAAGGAAUUCGCCGCGUUCGCCUGCGGAGUGUGCCUGAAAAUCUGUUCGGACAACACGCAGCUUCAGAAUCACGUCAACAUGUACCACGGGGGAUCCAAACUUUUGAUAUCGGAACAAAGGAGGUACAGCUGCACGAUAUGCGGCAGGCAACAUGACUCGAGGAAAAAGCUGAUUGCUCACGUCUCGAUACACAACGUCGAUCCUGCCUACGACCCAGCGCAUUUUGUACAGUUAAAUAGUAAUUAUUACAACGAGAACUUGAACGUUAACGAAGGAAACGAGCAGGCGUUGGACUUCGACGGUGAGGACGGCGAGAAGGUCGAUUGUUACAUCUGCAACAAGUCGUUCCCGAACGAGGAUCAUCUUAUACGGCAUCAGAGGAAUGCUCAUAAGUCUGAACAGGUACUUCCAGUGAACGUAGCGGGAGGCGGAAAUGUACUGAGCGUCAACGGUAAUGGCAAUAAAGGGCAGUCUCAUUUGUUUUACGUGUGCGAGCUUUGCGGCAGUUCUUACUCCAGUAAAUGGGAACGUUGGCUGCACAUCAAUAACGCGCAUAACGAUGUAUCUUCCAUCAGGUGCGAAUUCAAGGACUGUGGGAAGAUAUUCGCGACGAAGUCGUUGCGCAACGAUCACAUCCAGCACCAUAUGGUCCAAGGCGCCUCGCCGAACACCUGCGAGGUGUGCGGCAAGUUGUGGGCCACUCGGGUCGACUAUUGGAAACACGUGAUGGGAGUACAUUCGGACACAGUGCCUAGGGUUUGUGGUGUUUGUCUAAAGAUAUUUCCGGACGUGAUGCAGUUAAGCAGACACGUGAAGGAGAAACACUGGCCGUUGACCGGCGGCGAUUUUUGCUGUGAUAUUUGCGGUAGGCCCUAUUCCAAUAAAUCAAAGAUGUCCCGGCAUAGGAAGAUCCACGGCUUGGAGGUGGACGCGUGUGAUAAUAGCAGCAGCAUUAACGAAACGACCAACGAAUCGUCCAAGCUCGAUCACAACGGCGCCGCGGAGAUCGAGCUGAGCUGCGACCAGUGUCCCGACCUCAAGUUCUCGACGCUGGACAGUUUGUGCAAUCACAGACGUAUAGUGCACAGUCUCUUCCCGUGCGACCUGUGCAACAAGUGCUACGGCAGAACGUCGCACUUGUGGAAACACGUGAACAGGGUGCACAAGGGUCACACGGACGUCACCUGUCCGUACUGCCUGAAGACCAGCGCCUCGCGGGAUCACCUGAUAGCGCAUAUCGCGAAGAUCCACAGGUACGAGCCCGACGUGGGCAAGGACAGCAUGAAUUGCGCCACUCCGAAGUCCUCCAGCAUCGACGACGGUGUCCUCCAUUACUGCGAGAAGUGCAACAAAGGAUUCCACAAGCGUUACCUGCUCAGGCGUCACAUGAAGGGCUGCCAGAACUACCGCAAGGAUCCGGGCGCGCUGUUGACCCGCUGCCGGGCCUGCGAGCGCAUAUUCAAGGAUCGAGCGAGCCUGCAGAAACACAUCGAGAAUCAUCACAGCACGUACACCUGCCACUUGUGUAACGAGACGAUCACGUCCAAGUUGGGCAUCAUGACGCACAACCGCGUCAACCACAUGGACCACCCGGACCUGACGUGCGACCACCCGAACUGCAAGAAGCUGUUUCGCACCAAGGAGGACCUGGAGUCGCAUCGGAAGGACCACAAGCACCACACCAACCUGAACGUCUGCGACUUCUGCGGCGACACCGUGGAGAACAAGCUUAAGCUGAAGAUGCACGUGCUGUCGUUGCACCGGAACGAGAUCGGCGUGUCCUGCGGCGUCUGCCUGAUACCCAUGAAGGACCCGAAGGACCUGAAGAAGCACGUCGAGACGGAGCACAGCGGCGUUCUCUCCAAGCCGAACACGUGCCAGGUGUGCGGCAAACAGUACGCGUCCAAGUGGAAAGCCUUCGACCACACGAAGAAGUGUCACGGCAAGGUCUUCCUCACGUGCAAGCAGUGCCUGGCGGUCUUCACGGACGAGAACGACAUACGCGAGCACUACGAGCACGUGCACAACGUGCCGAAGGACCAAUUAGCCGCGUUCGAGUACAGGAUGGACCUCGGCGCCAAGCGGGAGGGCUACGAGACCCCGGACAUCAUCGUGAAGGAGGAGCCGGACGACCUCGAGUUUGACGAGGAGCUGUGCGACGAGGACUCGAGCGACGCGAAGGGCAAACGGCCGGCGAGCGACACGUACGACUGCGAGAUGUGUCCCGAGAUGUUCCUCAACUCCGAGACCCUCUCCAAGCAUUACCAGAACGUCCACAACACCGAUCCGGUGCGCAUGUUCAAGAAAUUCAAGAAAGACAACGGCAAGCGCAAGAUGAGGAAUAGGAGCAACUUCGAGUGCAAGAACUGCAAGAAGCAGUUCUCCACCAAGACCCUGUUCUGGAAUCACAUCACGGUGUGCACGCGACGGGGCGUCCUGGGCAGGCUGGAGAUGCCGAACAUCCCGAACUCGAUCCUGGAGUCCCACCUGAAGAACAACAAUCAGAUCAAGCGGGAAGAGCCGAUGCUGAUGGCGACGAACGAGUCGAAUCUCAACAUCCCCGACUUCAACUUGUUCGAGGACAUCAAUAUGCAACUUUCGGCGCAGAAACCGGUGCCGAAUCUCAUGCCGUUGUCGCACAUGAAGCCGGCGGGCAACGCCGGCAAGUGUUCGCGCAAGGACUCCCGCAAGGUGUACGACGAGUCGACCAACACCGAGUGCACCUGCGAGGUCUGCGGCAAGCAGUGGCCCGCCAAGAAGCACCUCUGGCAACACCUGAUCCGCUUCCACCGGGCCGAGGCCGCCGUCACGUGUGGCGUCUGUCUCAAGCUCUGUAAGACCUACCAGGACCUGGCCGACCAUCUGAAGGCCACCCACGCGGCCAUACUGUCGUGCGAGGGCAACAAUUUCACCUGCAAGACAUGCGGCAGGUAUCACAACGCGAGGAGCAAAUUGUUACUGCACACCAGCAUCCAUAUCGGCAUCACUGGGAACCACUGUUGCCAAAAGUGCCAGCAAGGCUUCAUCAGCGAAGAGAAGCUCGCCGAGCACGCGGCCGGCUGCAACGGCAAGUCCGAGUUCGAGGAGCACGCGGAGGACGACAACGGCGAGAAGAACGACGACAACGACGAGAAGGGCAGUCUGAUCGCCGACGAGACGUCGGUGAUCGGCGAAGGGGACGAGGGUGACCUCGAGUCGGAGGCCGAAGGUAACGACGACGGCAUCCACGAGGAGGACAGUAACAGCGACGACAACUCGGAAGACAGCGACGACUCGGAUAGCAGUAACAGCAGCUCCAGCGAUGAGGAGGGGGGCGGCGGCGGCGACGAAGAGGAGGAGGACGAGGAGAACGAGUCCGAGCCGGACACGAGGACCAACAGCAGAGCGACCGGUGACGUGUCGUGCAAUUCCGAGAGCGUCGACGACUCCGACUCCGACGUGGAGAUAAACGAGAUCGAGGACAAGCCUGUAGUAAGUGAUAUCAACAGUUUUAGGAUACGCGGCGUGCAGGAACAGCAGUCCGGCAUGGGCGGUGGCAGGAGCGCGGAGAAACCGAAAGCCGAUUUCGCGCCCGUCGUCACCGCCGAACAAGCUAAGCAGAAUAAUUUGAACAAGUUGAUGGCUCCCCGCCCGCCCGCCAACACGGACGCGUUCAAGCCGUUGUAUCUCGAGAAAACCGUCAAAGUCGCGGUGCGCGAGGUGAAUUUGUCCGAGGAUGACGACGACAACGAUGACGACGACAACAACGAUGAGGGUCGUGAAAAUGAGAAUUACGAGGAAGAGGUGAAAGAAGAAGUUGAUGAUGACGAUGAGGAUGAUGAGGAGGAAGAGGCGGAGGAGGAGAAGGAUAGAAGAGAAGAAAGAGAAAGAGGUGAGGGUAAUAUCGGUAAUAAUAACGAUGAUGAUAAUGACGAUGAUGACAAUGAUGACGACGACGACGACGAUAACGAUAAUAAUAUUAUUGUUAACGAUGACAAGGAUGAAGAUAACGACGACGAUAAUGAUGAUGAUGAUGACGAUGAUGACGUCGAUAAUGAUGAUGAUGAUGAUGAUGACAACGGUAGUGGUGGUGGGGACGGUGUUGGCGAUGGUAGUAAUAAUGUUGAUGGUAACGAUAAUGAUAACGAUAAUAAUGAGGAAGGGAAAGAGCAGGAAGAUGAGGAGGAAGAGAUGGAGGAGGUGGAGGAGGAAGAAGAAGAGGAGGAGGAGGAGGAUGAGGAGGAGGAAGAAGAGGAGGAGGAAGAGGAGGAGGAAGAGGAGGAGGAAGAGGAGGACGAUGGAGAGCAGGAGGAGGAGGAGCAAGAGCAAGAACGAGAGCAAGAGAAUGAGGACGAUGAUUAUGGCGGCCCGCCCGUAUUAAGCCCGGUAAUGCCUCGGGAAAACGAGACGGAGGAGCAGAACGGUAUGAUGGACCGCACGAGGCACAAGCUCAGCCCUAUGGUGCCGCUGAGCAUGCACGUCGACAAGGGUCUGAACGAAUGCGAGAUCACGGAGAUACAGAAUGUGGAACACGCGGAGCAGCACGUGGUGGAUGCUUCCUCGAUAUCGAACGCGCCGAAUUUCUUCGCAGCCAACAACAACAUCCUGCGCGUCAUCUGGGACGAGGACUCGGACAACGCGGCGGCCGACGAGGAUCGCGAGCGCGACUGUGACUCUGAGAUCGGCGGUAUGCGGGUAUUGGCCGGCAACGGGCAAUUCUGCAAGAUGGAGGCGAACGCGGAUAGCGACGACUUCGAGGAAGAUUCCAUGAACGGCCACGAGGAAGGCCACGCGACGGUGGAAGAUAGUGGUAGGGACGGGCAGAUGCAUUGCAAUCUGGACGGGACUGUGUUAAUGGUGGCUAAUGAUUCGGAAGGUAAUCAGAUUUUGAUCGAACAAAACGUCUUAACCAUUGGUAACGAGGACUCUAACGCCGAGACGGCGCAAUAUAUUUACCCAGAGAGCGCGUACGAGAUCGCAGAUUACGCGAGCGCACGGAACGAAAGUGACGGCAUGCAGACGGACGAGAUACAGGGUAUAUCGUACGUACAGGAUACGUCGGAGAACGAGGAGGAGGAGGAGGAGGAGGAAGAGGAAGAGGAAGAGGAAGGAGAAGAAGGAGAAGAAGAAGAAGAUGAAGAUGAAGAUGAAGAAGAAGACAGCGUGGAGGAAGAAGACGUCGGGGAAAACGGUGAUAACGCGCGAAAGUAGGACUCGAGUGCCAAAACGAAAAGAGAGUUAGGGUAUAUGUGACUCUGUAAUAUAUAUAUAUAUAUAUAUACAUAUAUAUAUAUAUAUAUAAAAUGUAAGAUAAUCGAUGCGCGCGCGAGCUGAAAUGUGUUGGCUGAAGCCACCAAAAAACAUGUCAUAUGUACCUUGAAAAGCGAUACAAUAUUGUACAGUAUAAUUUAAGCGUAAAGAAUACCCAUAUAGGACUUUUGAUAGAGAGGAUAUGCGCGCGAGAGGGUGGCGAUUCCACCCCACCCCACUUCCCCCUCCCCCCUCUCCCAUACACAUAUACACAUACACAUAUUGCAGGGAAACGUGACAUUUUCAUUUUCAUUGAUCUGCUGAGACCGUUGCAUCCACGAAGUUGACAUUUGACGCGUUAUCGAUAUUACGAACUCCACGAAAAAAGAAAAAGAAAAAAACGAAAAAAAAAUGCGCCCAGUUCUCUUUUCGAGAAGUUAUAACGAGUACCGUUAAUUUCUUUCAUUUGUCGGCACGAUUGUACUCCGUAAGUAUUACGUUAUUGUAAUAAGAAAAGUAAACGAGCAUGCGAUUUGUGGUAUCUUUUUUUACGCUUCUGAUACGAAGAAGGUAUUAAAGGUAUUGAUUACUGAAUAUUUCGUUAUUUACAUCGGCAGUGCUUUCUUGACAAUAAUACACCGAGUGACGGUCCCCAUUCUUUGCGAGAUUACCAUCCGUUAGGCAAUAGAAUGCGAUCGUGAAAUUGUUGUCGGAUUUUAUUGAUGACCGUGUACAGUCAUACAUUGUGUCACUCGGGUGCCCGGAAGGGCAACUUCGGACAAAAUUCGAGAUUCGUACGAACGUUUUUACACUGGGUUUUUACAUUGGGUUUCAAAACGGAUUCCGAGCCUUUUUUUUGAAGGCGAUUCAGAACGCGCGGUUGAUGGUCCAAUGAGAAUUUGAUGGCAGGGUUGCCACAGACCUGGGAAAUGUCAGAAAGGUCAGGGAAUUUUAAAAUUCAUUUUCUGUGGCAACCUUGUCCUCUUCAUUUUCGGGAAUCAGUCAAAAAAUAAAUUCCCUCAUUGGACCGUCGGGCGCGUCCCAAGGAUCGGAAACGAACAAAAAAACGUUCCAACCGUUUUGAAACUCAGUAUACAAGUCAGUAUACAACAGACAUUUUGAUAAAAUCCGCGUGGGAUUGCAGGCCACAACACUUCCCGAAACACGUCGAUUUACGAUGUCGUACAAUUUUUAACGAGGAAAAGAAAAAAGGAACUUCUGAAGUCUUCUGAAGUCAGUUCGGACGUUCCUUUUUUCCUCUCGUUACAUUGUUUACAUGUUAGAUUAAUCAUACGUGACACGUAUGGAUGGAUCUUUUUGGAACGUUGUCGUAUGCAAGUAGCGAUGAAUUUUUAAAUAAACAAUUUUCUAACAGCACGUUACGCUUCCUUGUUCCUGUAUUAACGUGUACAUACAUAUGUUAAUCGAUCGUUAAUAGUGUGACGUAAAAGAGUUGAAAUCGACGACAGAGGGAGAUCCUCGGUUUUAAAGCUUUUCUUCGGGAAAUUGUUCGUGUAAAUACAUUCAAAUGCUUCGGAAGUUACUUGGCAAGCCUUGCAAUUUGGCGUUGAUUUUAUUAUAAAAUCUCCUGACACUCCCGCUCCGUCUCUCGUACAGUUGUUAUUCAGGGACGGAUACACAACUUGACCGAGUAAUUUAAAACCACGCUACAAGCGGCAAGAAACUGACGAUUGUGUUAGGAGGGAAAGUAUUGCCGCGAAGUUUUAAUCAACGAAGGAAAGGACAAAAUGCAUUAAUUUGAACUCCGUUGGUUCUACGGUCGGUCAUAAGACGGUAGCAACACUUCUUUUUUUCCGAUGGGUUUCGUAACGCAUCUCCAAUAGGAAGACGUGUUUCUCGAAGAUUACUAAAACAUGAAUUCUCUUAUUGGGCAUAGGAUGCGUUCGCAAACUUGUCAAAGGAAAAAAAAAUACAUUAAAACCGUCUUGUCACUGACUGUAUAUCAUCACUCACGACCAUUUUCGUCCAUUGAUCAAUCUUUCAACUUAAUCUCCCGAUGUUCCCCCCCUCUUCCCUUCCCUCUUUCUUUCUCCGUUCGUUUUAAUAAAUUUAAUUUCAUCAUUAUAGCAAAUAAUAUAUAGUGAAACGGAAUAACUCGACGGAAUAACGAACUAUCAAUAAUACUGCGCAAUUCAGAGGAAUCAUAUUGUAAUGGAAGCAGCAAAGUACCAUCCACAUUUUACGUUAAGACAGACUUAGCAUUCUACUAGGGUUCUUCUAUCUAGCGUUACGGAGAGACGAAGAACAAGCGAAAAAAAGCCCGUGCAUUCUCGAUAUAUAUUUUUAUGAAAGCGGAAGAAAGCAAAAGUUACUGUAAAUAAUAGCUUUAAAUCGAUCGAUAUGUACAGUUGGUGAUGAUGAUGUGAGCGUGUUUCUACGUGUGCAUGAAUUCGUGUGUGCGUGUGUCAAGUGAUGCGGGAGACGCGACUGAAGAAAAAAAAAAAACUUACAUAUACAUAGUAUGUUAAUGAAUGAAAACGUACCUCGAUUACAAUAUUAACGAUUAGUUGAGAUUUUAGUAGGGCUACUGUACGAUUGCUUUGUAUCAUAUAUUAAUUUAUCUCUCUUGCAGACCUUUUCUUUUUGUUUACUUUAAGAAGCCGAAGAGCUAUCCAUCAGUAAUAUCAGUAUAGGAUCUUUGUGUAUUAAUAUUUACGUUCGGAAUGAGAGAUGUUUGGGUAUGUAUAAUUUCGGAACGUUUUUUUUUUAUGCAUGUGUAGCGAAAGUGGUAGGUUAGAGGAACGAGAACGGCGUGAACACGUAUGUGUCUCGUCUAUUCACACCUUGUCGAUUUCUAACAAUUACGUGAGCGAUCUCGUCCUCCCGCGAUCUUUUUUCCCUUAUUAUUUAUUAUAUUCAUUCCAAAGUAAUUGUUAAGGUACGUUAGAUCGUACGAACGAUCAUACAACCGAUUUUUGCCAUUUGUAUUAUACGAUUGUAUAUGAACGAUCUAUCACGAAAUGUUGCGGAGAAGGAGGUUGGAAUUGGAGAAUAUUAUUUAGGAUAAACGAUUUUUAACACUGUGUCGUAUAUUCAGUAUUGAUCCCAUACCAUUUUAAAUAGUGUCCUCUCUUCUUAUACAGCGGCUAACGAUCUACGCGCGAUCUACGAUGCGACGUUUCGAAUAGAAGUACAACUGAAAAUGCGAAAUAUUGUUACACUUUAAGUUAAUAGGCCGAUUAUAAUGUUAAAUGGGUAUCGGGUGAUGUCGCGAUGGACAUUAAUGUCGGUCCCGGAGCUAAAUUGCAGAUCGCCCGGUCUAAAAAUGGAUAUGUUAAUGGCAACUGAAGAGCCCGCGAGUCUGGAAUGGACAUCAAUGUCGGAAUGUCGGACCUCCCGUUUUUUCAAAGUUUUACCUCGCUCUGCGGCAGAUCGAUCGCAGAUCAUAUGUGUUGUGUAAUACAGACUCUUUGCAAGGAAAUUAUAUAUAAUUUCUCAUAAAUUACCACUGUCCGUAUUUGUUCAUAACUCAAAAAAUUAGAUUGUAAUAAUUA